UCCAUUAAUUACAUUUAUCUCUCUCAUUCACAUUAUAUCACCAAAUAUCGAUUUUGUUUGAGAGAGGUCGAGAAGAAAUCAUGGCUGGAGGACGUUCAUUCACUGCUCUUGUUUUGGUUCUAUCUUUGAUAUUUAUGAUCGCAUUCGUCGAUGUAGCUCAGGGAUACAACAAGCUUCGUCCACAAGAUUGCAAGCCAAAAUGUACGUAUAGGUGUUCGGCUACAUCACACAAGAAGCCUUGCAUGUUCUUCUGCCAAAAGUGUUGUGCAAAAUGCUUGUGUGUUCCAGGAGGUGUUUAUGGCAACAAACAGUCGUGUGCUUGCUACAACAACUGGAAAACUCAAGAAGGCAAACCCAAAUGUCCUUGAAUUUUUUUAAAGGGGGUUUAUUUGCAAUUCCCAAAAAUGGAAGGGCCUAACUGUUCUUUCUUAUCGAAUAAAAAUGAAUUGGUGCUGUUUUAAAUUGGAUGACCAAGUGGCAUUUUAGUCAACGUGUUGUCCAUAUAUUGAAAUCUAGGUACUAGAUCGUUUGUACUAGUUAAGCACUUAACCUAGAAUAUCAAACCAAAUGAUAUGUUUUUGCUUUCUACA
Molecule: messenger RNA, 590 nt
Organism: Erigeron canadensis
Lineage: Eukaryota; Viridiplantae; Streptophyta; Magnoliopsida; Asterales; Asteraceae
Product: protein RSI-1-like
Exons: 3
Coding region: 81-368 (95 amino acids)
Source: RefSeq, a predicted model, not a curated record